AUGUCACUUUUCCAAACCGUUGAGACCCCUGCGCUCACAUAUGAGCAACCUUUGGGACUAUUUAUCAACAAUGAAUUUGUCAAAGGCGUCGAAGGCAAAACCUUCGAGACGAUCAAUCCUCACAACGAGAAGCCUAUUGUCGCCGUGCACGAAGGUGCAGAAGAGGACGUCAAUAUUGCUGUGAAAGCUGCUCGCGCUGCACUGAACGGAGAUUGGAAACGAGUCACUCCGUCCGAACGUGGUCGUCUCCUUACUCGUCUAGCAGACUUUCUCGAACGGGACAUCGAAACGUUGGCCGUUAUUGAAGCCCUUGACAAUGGUAAGGGAGUGACAAUGGCUAAAGGCGACGUUGCUGCCUCUGCAGGGUGCAUACGCUACUAUGGUGGCUGGGCAGACAAGAUUUAUGGUCAAACGAUUGACACUGAUAUUAAUAGCUUGACCUAUACACGCCAUGAACCGGUGGGCGUCUGUGGCCAAAUUAUUCCGUGGAACUUCCCACUCUUGAUGUUUGCUUGGAAGAUUGGCCCUGCUCUCGCUACGGGAAAUACAAUCGUUAUGAAAACGGCUGAACAAACCCCUCUUUCGGCGCUGUAUGUGGCUAAGCUCAUCAAAGAAGCGGGAUUCCCUCCUGGAGUGGUCAAUGUUAUUUCAGGAUUCGGAAGAACUGCUGGUGCAGCGAUCGCCGCUCAUAUGGAUAUUGACAAGGUCGCUUUCACUGGGUCGACUCUGGUCGGACGUCAGAUCAUGAAAUCAGCAGCCGAUAGCAACUUGAAGAAAGUGACUCUCGAACUGGGUGGCAAAUCGCCGAACAUCAUUCUCCCAGACGCAAACCUAGAGGAAGCAAUUCAAUGGGUCAAUCUCGGCAUUUUCUUUAAUCAUGGGCAGUGCUGUUGUGCAGGAUCUCGCAUUCUUGUUCACGAAGCUAUCUAUGACAAGUUCCUAGAGCUUUUCAAGAAGCGGGCAGAGCAAAACAAGGUCGGAGAUCCGUUCAACACCGAGACCUUCCAGGGACCCCAGGUAUCGCAGAUCCAAUAUGACCGGAUUAUGAGCUAUAUCAAAGAUGGAAAGAGUGCAGGCGCCAGGGUGGUCACGGGUGGCGAUCGGCAUGGCAGCGAAGGAUACUAUAUCCAACCUACGAUUUUUGCUGAUGUCACCGACAACAUGACAAUUGUGAAAGAAGAGAUCUUUGGCCCGGUGUGCACGGUGCAGAAGGUCCAUAGUGAGGAGGAGGCUAUUCAAGUGGCCAAUGACACGAACUACGGCUUGGCCGCAGCUGUCCACACCACGAACAUCAACACUGCCAUCAGAGUGUCUAACGCCAUCAAAGCUGGCACUGUGUGGGUUAACAACUACAACACCCUUCACUACCAGAUGCCCUUUGGUGGUUUCAAGGAAUCGGGAAUAGGUCGGGAGCUUGGAUCAUACGCCCUGGAGAACUACACUGAGGUGAAGACAGUCCGCGUGCAUCUUUCUCAGUCAUAA
Penicillium egyptiacum is the source of this 1482-nucleotide messenger RNA. NCBI's taxonomy places the organism in Eukaryota, Fungi, Ascomycota, Eurotiomycetes, Eurotiales, Aspergillaceae. The record is from the annotation of a GenBank genome assembly.